GUAGGGGGUGCGGUGGGGGGUGGGGGUCCUCCGGCGCUUGGGGGUCCCAGUCCCCGCCGGCUGCCGAGCGGGAAGGGUGGCGGAGGAGCCGCAGAGAUGUCCGGCCAGAGCUUGACGGACCGAAUCACCGCCGCCCAGCACAGUGUCACCGGCUCCGCCGUAUCCAAGACAGUAUGCAAGGCCACGACCCACGAGAUCAUGGGGCCCAAGAAAAAGCACCUGGACUACUUAAUUCAGUGCACAAAUGAGAUGAAUGUGAACAUCCCACAGUUGGCAGACAGUUUAUUUGAAAGAACUACUAAUAGUAGUUGGGUCGUGGUCUUCAAAUCUCUCAUUACAACUCAUCAUUUGAUGGUGUAUGGAAAUGAGCGUUUUAUUCAGUAUUUGGCUUCAAGAAACACAUUGUUUAACUUAAGCAAUUUUUUGGAUAAAAGUGGAUUGCAAGGAUAUGACAUGUCUACAUUUAUUAGGCGGUAUAGUAGAUAUCUUAAUGAAAAAGCAGUUUCAUACAGACAAGUUGCAUUUGAUUUCACAAAAGUGAAAAGAGGGGCUGAUGGUGUGAUGAGAACAAUGAACACAGAAAAACUGCUUAAAACUGUACCAAUUAUUCAAAAUCAGAUGGAUGCCCUUCUUGAUUUUAAUGUUAAUAGCAAUGAACUUACAAAUGGGGUAAUAAAUGCUGCCUUCAUGCUCCUGUUCAAAGAUGCCAUUAGACUGUUUGCAGCAUACAAUGAAGGAAUUAUUAAUCUGUUGGAAAAAUAUUUUGAUAUGAAAAAGAACCAAUGCAAAGAAGGUCUGGACAUCUAUAAGAAGUUCCUGACUAGGAUGACAAGAAUCUCAGAGUUUCUCAAAGUUGCAGAGCAAGUUGGAAUUGACAGAGGUGAUAUACCAGACCUUUCACAGGCCCCCAGCAGUCUACUUGAUGCUUUGGAACAACAUUUAGCUUCCUUGGAAGGAAAGAAAAUCAAAGAUUCUACAGCUGCAAGCAGGGCAACAACACUUUCCAACGCAGUCUCUUCCCUGGCAAGCACUGGCCUGUCUCUAACCAAAGUGGAUGAAAGGGAAAAGCAGGCAGCAUUAGAGGAAGAACAGGCUCGUUUAAAAGCUUUAAAGGAACAGCGCCUAAAAGAACUUGCAAAGAAACCUCAUACCUCUUUAACAACUGCAGCCUCUCCUGUGUCCACCUCUGCAGGGGGUAUAAUGACUGCACCAGCCAUUGACAUAUUUUCUACCCCUAGUUCUUCUAACAGCACAUCAAAGCUACCAAAUGAUCUGCUUGAUUUACAACAGCCAACUUUUCACCCAUCUGUACUUCCUAUGCCAUCUACUUCUCAGGUAGCAAGUACAUGGGGAGAUCCUUUCUCUGCUACUGUAGAUGCUGUUGAUGAUGCCAUUCCAAGCUUAAAUCCUUUCCUCACAAAAAGUAGUGGUGAUGUUCACCUUCCCAUUUCUUCAGAUGUAUCCACUUUUACUACUAGGACACCUACUCAUGAAAUGUUUGUUGGAUUCACUCCAUCUCCAGUUGCACAGCCACAUCCUUCAGCUGGCCUUAAUGUUGACUUUGAAUCUGUGUUUGGAAAUAAAUCUACCAACGUUAUUGUAGAUUCUGGGGGCUUUGAUGAACUAGGUGGACUUCUCAAACCAACAGUGGCUUCUCAGAACCAGAGUCUUCCUGUUGCCAAAGUUCCACCUAACAAGUUAGUAUCUGAUGACUUGGAUUCAUCCUUAGCAAACCUUGUGGGCAAUCUUGGCAUUGGAAAUGGAACCACUAAGAAUGAUGUAAAUUGGAGUCAGCCAGGUGAAAAGAAGCUAACUGGAGGAUCUAAUUGGCAACCAAAGGUUGCACCGACAACUGCUUGGAAUGCUGCAACAAUGAAUGGCAUGCAUUUUCCACAAUACGCACCCCCUGUAAUGGCCUAUCCUGCUACUACACCAACAGGCAUGAUAGGAUAUGGAAUCCCUCCUCAAAUGGGAAGUGUACCUGUAAUGACACAACCAACCUUAAUAUAUAGCCAGCCUGUCAUGAGACCACCAAACCCCUUUGGUCCUGUAUCAGGAGCACAGCUGUCGGCAGCAUCCAGCCCCUCCAGUCACAGUCCUCACAGAGCUUCAGGAAAGGACCCUUUUGCAGAGCUCUCUUUGGAGGAUUUCUUAUAAAUCACUUUAGAUACAGUUUAUGUAACUAGAUGGAAGAGAAUGGAAUUAUUCCAAAAAGACAAGUGCUCAAGCAGCAAAUACUUCGAGCAAAAUCCAAACUGCUGUCUCUUAAACUCUCUUCUUCCAUUAGAAUGCUACAGUAACCCAGUGAAGGCCCAUGAAGGAAAUUGGGACUAGUAUAUAGGAGAACGUAUCAAUACAGUUUAUAAAGCCAAGAAUUGCCAUGAUUUCAGACUAAGAUCUUUUUGGUGACUAACCCUUCAGUUCUUUCAACUCUUAUUAAUACCCAUAAUCAGUAACCUACCAAGAAAAAAGCCCUUAUUUGGAAAGUGUGAAAUUUGUAUUUGGAAAAGCUGCCUGGAGAGAAGAGCUGUGUCCUUUCCUGUAAUGCAACAGGACUCUUUUUGGGGGGAUCAAAAUCAUAAUUCUUAAUUAUGCAGUAUCUUUCUUUUCUCCAGUCCUCACAGACACAGAAACAGUAACUAAAAUUAACUUUUCUUUUAAAAAAUUAUAUAUUCAGUUUGCAGUAGACAUUCCUUAAGUAUUUGUAUUUAUUUAUGAUUAUCAAUUUACGUAACAUUAAUAUUGUAUCAGACCUCCUUAUGAAAAUGAGUAUGGAUGUAAACAGUAUGUUUGAUUUUUAUCCAUAAGAAUGAAUCUGAUUCUGAAUGCUUUUCAGCUGACAUACAGAGCACUAAAUAUUUUAAGGCAAGUCCAUAGGUCUGAAUCGCUUCAGAAUUCUCAGUCUCUAUGGGAUUUAGGGAAGCAUUAUAAAUGCAUUAAUCCUUAUAGUCAAUUCUGUGCCUAGGAUUUUGCAAGGGAACAGUUCACUGACUAGGAAAAGCACUACAUUUUAAAUUCAGCAUUAGUGCAUUGGGAAGGAACUUUACUGCUUUGUGCUUGGCAUGUCAUUAUUUUCCAUUUGACAUUAGGGCCUUUCCAAAAUGAAUGUGAGGAAUUGCUUUCACUUCAAGACUUUCCUUCUUUUCAGUAAAACUCUAGGAGGUGUUAUGGGGGGAGGGAAGGGGACAAAAUCCUUGAAACCUUUUAUUUGGCUCAUGCCAUGUUAUGAUCAUGUACCUUUUAAAUAAGGGGAAAUAGUAUCUUUAAAGUUAAUGUCUAGCCAAGAGUUUAGUUAACGAAGAAUUAAACUGCACUGUUGAUCGGUGCUUUGUGUAAAUACAUCUUAACGUUUCGGUUGAGAGGGGCCUUAAGAAGGACAGUUCAUUGUAGGAAAGCAAUUCUGUACAUGAGUUUAAGCAUACUUGUUGCAUUGUCUCUGCAGAUUCUAUUUUUGUUUACAAUAUUAAAAUGUAUGUUAGCAAAAAUGGGUGGAUUUUCAAAUAAAAUGCAGCUUCCACAAAA
Molecule: messenger RNA, 3522 nt
Organism: Prionailurus viverrinus (fishing cat)
Lineage: Eukaryota; Metazoa; Chordata; Mammalia; Carnivora; Felidae
Gene: PICALM
Product: phosphatidylinositol binding clathrin assembly protein
Exons: 22
Coding region: 97-2157 (686 amino acids)
Biological process (GO): clathrin coat assembly; clathrin-dependent endocytosis; synaptic vesicle budding from presynaptic endocytic zone membrane
Cellular component (GO): extrinsic component of presynaptic endocytic zone membrane; synaptic vesicle; clathrin-coated vesicle
Molecular function (GO): phosphatidylinositol-4,5-bisphosphate binding; clathrin heavy chain binding; 1-phosphatidylinositol binding
Source: RefSeq, a predicted model, not a curated record